This is a messenger RNA of Fusarium verticillioides 7600, 3147 nucleotides long. RefSeq lists its product as hypothetical. The record is from RefSeq and is a predicted model, not a curated record. The transcript is spliced from 4 exons. Lineage: Eukaryota; Fungi; Ascomycota; Sordariomycetes; Hypocreales; Nectriaceae. Bases 85 to 582 code for a protein of 165 amino acids.
CUUCAAUGAUUUUCAACUUCUAGCUACUAUGUGUUUCCGCCCAGCGACGGCUCUGAUUCAGGGCCCCAUUAUAGAUGACAGUGGAUGCUCACCGAAUUCAUCUCACAAGGCUUUCUGCCUGAGAAAUUAGGCCAAUACACAAGCCAAUCAGCUAGCACGCCCGUGCUGCCUCCUGCCUCCCACCAGCCCAAAGCCCACUUACUCAUCUUUGCCCCUCCCGCUUCUACCAAACUCUCCCAACUCUUUCUUCUCCCUAACAACGUCACCAACACAAAUACUCGCAAACUCCAAAGACUUUGCAGCCUCGCAAACCUUGUCGCUAGACAUCCUCAUCGCUUACACACACUACUCUUAUAUCUUCACAGCGAGGCGCUAUAUUGCCAGCGGUCGCUGAAAACAUCCUCCUCCCCCCUACAAAACCCAUUUCCCAAGGUAACCCCAGUACCUCCGAGUUUAUGUCCAUCGAAAAUCUCAAGACCUACGACCCCUUCGCCGAAGCCGACGAGGACACCGGAGAAACCAAGCAGACGCAGAAUUACAUCCAUAUACGCAUUCAGCAGCGUAAUGGACGUAAGACUUUGACCACUGUUCAGGGUCUCCCCAAGAAAUUUGACCAGAAGAAGAUUCUUAAGGUCAUCAAGAAGAAGUUUGCCUGCAAUGGCACUAUCGUCAACGACUCCGAGAUGGGAGAGGUGAUCCAGCUCCAGGGUGAUCAGCGCAAAGAUGUUCAGGAAUUUCUCAUCGACAAGAAGGAAGGCCUCGAGCUAGAUGCCAAGACCAUUAAGGUCCACGGUUUCUAAAGCUCUGCAUGCCCCGUCGUCCUGUCAGUCGCCGUUCCCGGGCGUCAUGACGUAGAGGGACAGGGACGCAUGGCCUCUCCGGCUUGUGCCUUUUCCGGACGUGUACUCUUGCUCUCGCAACAGACACACCGAGGCUCGGCUCCGAUUACUCUAGGACGACGGGCAUCCACUCAGGGCGAGUUUUACUCCUGGUGGCUUUUUUGGAAGAGUAUUUAUUCUUAUGCUGCGCGUUCUGCAGCGGGUGGACGAUAGCUUUUCGGCAUCCAUCUUGCUCACGUGCACGAAGGACGAGGCUACGGGCAAAGCAUUUGUUACUCCAACAUGGCUUGUCAGUCGCUCGUUAGUCAGAUAUGUCUACAUGGGCAAGCCCCGCAGUAGUCUCAGGCAAAUACAAAGUCGAUUCCGAAUCUUUUUGUUCAAAAUUGUUGUGAAAUUGUUUCAAUCCUAGUUGUGGUGGUAGCUUGACGUCAGGUCCCACUUGCAAGGCACAGCAUCUGGAGUCGUGCUAAUCAAAACCCAUGUUCCAAAACUGCACACUGCUUGGGAUUCACAGACAAUUGUGUACAUGAGUUUUACAGCGCCGCAUAAUAAUCAGACAUGUUCAGCCCUAGCGUGGGCGGGGAUAUCAGAGUUCAAAAGAGAAACCAAAAAGUCGCUGAAAGUCAUUUGUAAAGGAAAACAACAACGGUUCGCCUACUUCUCUGCGUGCACAAAUACAGAGGCAUUUCAUUCGCCUGAAAGACAGCCGAGAACCUCUACAGGUCUUCAUGCUGCUCGAUGCUUCCCAUGAUCUGAGUGAUAACGCGCGAUGCUUCAUCAAAGACACGCCGACCAGAAGCUACAAUUGGCAUCUGGGGGUAGUCAGGUGUGGACUGAUGGAGGUGUACCAGCAGAGUCACCAUAGUGAUGGAACAAGCUAUGGAGAAAACGUUGAUAGAGGUGGACGUCUCCUUGCGAAUGUUGAUCUUUUGGUGAGUGACGUGAUACAUCAUGGUAAGAGUCUGCGGCGUAGUUGUUAGCUGAAGUAGCAAACCUUGGUUGCGGUGAGUGCCGUGUGUCGCGUGUGCGGGGAAGACAUACAGUGGCUAUGCCAACCCAGCCUGGGAGGAGGAGACGAGGGUCCUGGAAACCACCCGUGAAAGAGAGCACAAACGCAGUGAGAUAUGCGUUACAAAAGUUGGUUGUGAGCAGGCGAACCAUUGUCGCUUGUGGGGUAUAAUUGAUGAGCCUGCGAACUACUAGUUAGUAUGGUGUUGUACAGCGAGCAUGUCACAACAGCGACAACCCAAUAACCUACCAUCUGGACAUCAGACAGUCCGUGAAGAAGAAUGAUAAAUAUCCCGAAGCAAAACACUGACGUCCAGCAUAUAAUAUCAGCACAGUACUUUUCGGCCUUGGAUCUCCUCGAGGAAUAUCUCAACGCACCCAUAUAGUUGCAAGCCCAGUCUCAGUCAGGGCGUACCGCGCAUCCGCCUCGACACUCAUAGCCACAGAUCCUCCCGUCGUUGAAGGCACAACGACUACAAUCUCUGGUCCUGGCAAGACACGUAAAAGUAGUUGGAGCGCAGAAGGCAAUCCCCACCACAACGCCGGCAGAAUAGAGAAGAGGCGCAGGGCAAAAAGCCACGGGUGCCAUGGCUUGGGAACAUUGAGAACGACGGCGACUCGGGGUUGAAGAAGAGACGGAUGCACGGGACUAUCGAUCUCGGGAGGUGCUGUCUUGGUCGUGUGCGAUGGCGGCGGAGGUUUGCCAGACGUCGAGGUCACGGGCGCAAGCGGUUGUGGAGGUAAAGGUAGAUGGCCUGUAGAAGAGCCCCGACGAACGGGGGGAGGGUUGGCCAUCUCACAUCGAUCGUUCAGGCCAUCUGAAGCAAUUCGCGAUCAAUUGUGUGGAAAUUAAAAUCACAGAAGCCAAACCCAAGAUAGGGAAAAAAAGAAGGGGGGACAGAAACCAGGUCGACGCGAGGGGGGGGCAGCCUUGGUAAGGCAGCUGUUGGUGAUGGCGUCAAAGGAGGAGGACAAGCUGCCACCUCCAGAGUCCAAUGCCUGCACAAUUCAGAUUGAACCGACAGGGGUCGUGGGGGUUAAAAUGCGCCAACCAUUGGAAGUGGGAACACAGGACCCUUUUCGACGUGGCUAGUGGAACUCUGGAAGCUGGAUCACACCUCAUGGGUUAGGGUUGACCAUGGCAAAGCGUGGCUGCAUGGAUAUCAAGAGUAUUAAUUUUCUUUUAUUGACGUCCACCAAAUAUAAGCCGUUUCUACAAGAUGAGAAACUCUGGAGCAUGCAUACAUGUAAAUAUUUAGAACUAUCUUCGUAAAUCGCCAAUGAACUUCACAUGUCCCUC